AUGUCUAUAACGACUUCUGGCCAGUGGUUCGAGGCGGUGCACCAGAGGAACUACAUGCUUGUUGAGCGCUACGCAGACAGGUUUGCGUCCUCGGUCAAUAGUCACGGAGAGACCGCACUUAUGUUGGCUACGCGCGCGCAAGAUGUCCAGAUGAUGGAGCUCCUGGUUGGCUAUGAGCGGGGCAUGUUCAAUAAGAUGGGGGAAACGGCGCUUGUCAUUGCCAUAGACAACAACUUGUUCAUGGGGAUCGAGCUUUUGGCGCGGAAUGAGGCUAAUUCGACGGGGUAUGAUGGGUCGUCUCCUCUACACCACGUUGUGAGGUCAAACAAGAUUGAUUUUGUCCCGUACCUGGCUCCUCUUCUGGCGCAGAAGUGCGAUGACGCUGGAAGGACGCCUCUCGAGCUGGCAGCAGAACUAGGCUACACAGAAAUGAUGGAGCGUCUCAUCCGCCACGGACUCCCUGUGGCCACGGCAGAUCAGAUCAAUCGUGCAGCUCAAAUUGCUGAGGAGCACGGAUUUCCAGACUGUGCGUAUGCCAUCCGCAAUACAUCGGCGCCGCCCACCGAUACGCAGGGAGGACGCCAGAUUUUCAGCGGCACAGGACAUAUUUGCGAGAAUGCCCGAAGUGAUCAGUAUUAUAAUGACGUCACUGCGAAUCAACUACACGCUCACAGCGCACGAAUUGUUGCACCAGUUGUGCCUCCAGAGCUAGACCCAGAGCAGAUAGAGGGCAUGGGGAAAGGGCACAGCAUGUCCCCCUAUGCAAUUUACAACACAAACUGUCUAAACUGCGAAAAGAACAUCACCGCUCUUGUUUCCUUGCUAAUCGAUAGGGAUCAGACGGUGUCAGAGCUUAGACACAGACUUGAUGUUGCCCAGAAUGAUAACGUUAUCCUCAAGAAGAAGAUCCGAGCCCUGGAAGAACUUCAGGAGCGGCACUACCAGGGGUCGAUAGAGCACGCCAUGGCCAUCGAACGCGAGGCUAACCCGGAUCGCUACGUGGGGACAAAUAAUACUGUCGACCCAUCGCAUUCUCAGAUCGAAAACCAAUUGGACUUCAGCCAUUCGGCCACGGCAACUCCGUCGCGGCAAGCAACUACUUCCAAGCUGGGGACUUCCAGGGGGAACUCGUCGAUGCAAUUGACAGGAGGAUUCACUGAAAGGCACCUGAAGUGUCUGUCUCCGUCUCAACGACAACAAGUCAUCGAAGACGCAGCAACUAUCGAGCUGGCAAAUGACUACAAGACCCUCAGAACCCUGGGAAUAGACGUCUCGAAUGUCGUAUCAGGGACGACAAAGCUGUCCAGUAGCUCUACUGCAGAUACGCUCAGGAGAUCUCUGAGUAAUUCGGGCCGGGUUCGGUCUAUGCCAAGUGACACUGUACUGAACUGCGAGCCGGGAUCUGCUCCAUACUCCACACAUAUUUCCCGCAGAUAUGGCGACUCUCCAUCCCGUUCGACAUCUCGCACCAGAACAGCCCUAUCGAGUUCACAAACACGUGCGGGGAGCAACACUCUGCGUCGUUCUGGCUCAGUUACAGGUACGGCCACAGGAGCAACCAAGGCACAUGGAUCUACCUCUACCUCAAGAGCCCAGUCCAGAACACAGUCUAGGAAUCAAUCCCGCACGGGCCGGUCGGGCUCCACGGUGGACCGGCAAAGACAUAUGCCCCCGAGCAAGACUAAUGCGAUGGAUGAAACGGAGCUCAUGCUUGCCGCGCUUAACGGUGACUUGAUGCUCGUCGAUCAGCUGAGACAUACGCAAGUGGGGUAUGUCAACAAGUUUGGUAAAACAGCGCUGAUGUACGCGGCAGAACGGAACCAUGUAUCCUGCGUAACGCUCCUGUUUCUGAAGGAAAGUGGAAAGCAAGAUAGAGAUGGGAUGUCCGCCUUGAUGUACGCGGCUCAGUAUGGCUACAUGACCGUCUGCAAGACCCUUAUGUAUGCCGAGGCGAAGCUCACACGACACGACGGAAUGACUGCAUUGAUGCUUGCGGCAAACAACGGUCACGAGCUUGUGGUUUCAAUUCUCUUAGAGUUCGAAGCAGGAUACCAGAACGUGGAGGGCAUGACGGCGCUUAUGUUAGCUGCACAGAAUGGCCACCUGGAAUGCUGCAAGCUGCUGUGUUCGCAGGAGAUCUUUAUGGUUGAUAAUGAGGGCCACGACGCGGUCUGGCAUGCUCGGGAAUACGGCAGACAAGCCAUUGCAAUUGAGCUUAAGCAUUACAAGGACUGCUUCAGUAAAUAG
Messenger RNA from Giardia duodenalis, 2247 nucleotides. RefSeq names its product Ankyrin repeat protein 1. NCBI's taxonomy places the organism in Eukaryota, Fornicata, Diplomonadida, Hexamitidae. Gene Ontology annotation, molecular function: protein binding. The transcript has a single exon. The coding region runs from base 1 to 2247 and encodes 748 amino acids. The record is from RefSeq and is a predicted model, not a curated record.